AUGUCCCAGAACACAGACACCCCCACCCCCGCACCUGCUGCUGCUCCUGCUGUCGCUGCCGAUCCGGUCGCCAGCUUUCUGCCGCUCGCCGAACGCCUGAUCAGCAAUCUCCGCGAUGACGUGUCCACUGCGCGCAAGACGAUCGAGCUGAUUAAGUCGGCCAAGGCCACCUACCAGCGCGAGAUGCGCACCGCCCAGCAGAGCCAAGACCGCUACAACCGCCUGGCCCAGAAGGCGGCGGUCUCCCAGUCCCGCAAGCGGAAGACGCAAGCCGGCGGAGAUGACACGUCGACCGCGGAUGACGCCGCUGCCAGGCUGACAGCUCCGCGCAAGCCCAGCGGCUUCGCCAAGCCCACAAAGGUCUCCGCUGCCAUGUGCGAAUUCUUGGGCAUCCCCGCCGACCAAGAGAUUGCCCGCACCACCGUCACUUCGUCUGUUAUCGACUAUGUCAAAAAGCAUAGUCUCGAGGACACCGAGAACCGCCGGGUGAUCCACCCCGACGAGAAGCUCGCUCAGCUGCUGGGCCCGAUCCGUCACCCGAUCGACAAGAGUGGUUCCCUGGGGGUCUCGUACUUUAACCUGCAGACUUAUCUUAACCCACACUUUCUACGCAAGCCCAAGCUGGAAGCUCAGGACGAGCCCGCCACGGCGACAACAACGGAAGACCCCGUCCCCGCCGCGGACCCUGUUAACGUCCCUGCCGAAAUCGUGGCGCAGUAGUGAUCACGACCAGGCUCGAUGCAAAGUCGUUCCCACCAACGCUUAAAAGCAGCGCACCAUCGACUUUCCCUCUCUCACUUCUAUCGCAUCAUUUUUCUGCGUUUUCUUCUCUUCACCUACUACUAUCCUAGCCAUGUCUUCCUUCAAGGCCACUCAGAACCACGGCAUCGUUGACAUCAAGGACCUUGACGUCAGUAAGAUCACCAUCACUGAUCCCAAACCAUUUUCUAACUCCUAUGGCAACUUUGCUUUUGUCAACUACGGCACUUCCCGCGACACGAUCAAGCUCAAGCUCCCCGAGAUGAGCCUUCCCUUCGCAGCCAAGCUCUGGACCGACAACAAAGAAAACGACAAGGUUGUCGCCAACGCUACCGCUCCCAGCGACAAUGGCAAGAUCACCAUGUGCCUCAGCCUCGACGGCCAUGAGACCGAUCCUAUCCUCGAAGCGGUCUACCAUAAACUCGUCGA
This is a messenger RNA of Polychytrium aggregatum, 1188 nucleotides long. RefSeq lists its product as uncharacterized. Lineage: Eukaryota; Fungi; Chytridiomycota; Chytridiomycetes; Polychytriales. The transcript has a single exon. Gene Ontology annotation, cellular component: nucleus. The record is from RefSeq and is a predicted model, not a curated record. Bases 1 to 720 code for a protein of 239 amino acids.